UUUUUAGAAAAAAAGGAAAAAAAGGAGGAGGAAAAAAAAAAAAAGAAACAAGAAACAGGAAAAACCCCCACAGACUUCUAGCUGGGAUUACCUUUCUCACACCUGUCACCACUGAUGUCCUCUCAAGGUUACAAUUCGAGCUACGUGAGGCCAGCUUAAAGCGAUCGCCAUUUGAAAGGAGCUCUAUGAAGGAACAGCAGGCACUGGAAGGAGAGCAGAAGUGCCCACAGGAACAUGAACAACAGCUUGCAAGUUAACCUGCCCAGGACCUGGGCUGGUUCAAAUAGCUCACUCCAGGAGAAGUCUGAGCAUUCCUUUUUUCUUUUCUAUUACUAUAGGAUGGAGGACGAGGCAGUACUGGAUAGAGGGGCUUCCUUCCUUAAACAUGUAUGUGAUGAAGAAGAAGUGGAAGGUCAUCACACUAUUUACAUUGGGGUCCACGUGCCGAAGAGCUAUAGGAGAAGGAGGCGUCACAGAAGACGACCUGGGCACAAAGAAAAGAAGGAAAAGGAGAAAAUCUCUGAGAACUACUCCGACAAAUCAGACGUAGAAAAUGCUGAUGAGACGAGCAGCAGCAUCCUUAAACCGCUCAUCUCCCCCGCUGCUGAACGCAUCCGCUUCAUCCUCGGAGAGGAAGAUGACAGCCCGGCACCCCCGCAGCUCUUCACAGAGCUGGAUGAGCUUCUGGCCGUCGAUGGACAAGAGAUGGAGUGGAAGGAGACUGCGAGGUGGAUCAAGUUUGAGGAGAAGGUAGAACAAGGUGGGGAGCGAUGGAGCAAACCUCACGUGGCCACCUUGUCCCUGCACAGCUUGUUUGAGUUAAGGACGUGUAUAGAGAAAGGCUCGAUAAUGCUGGAUAUGGAGGCUUCUUCUCUCCCGCAGGUGGUGGAAAUGAUCGUUGACAAUCAGAUCGAGACGGGGCUUUUGAAAUCGGAACUGAAGGACAAAGUCACCUACACGCUGCUCAGGAAGCACCGGCACCAGACCAAGAAAUCCAACCUGCGCUCUCUGGCUGACAUUGGAAAGACCGUCUCCAGUGCAAGUAGGAUGUUUACCAACCCCGAUAAUGCACGCAGCCCCCUCGAGAGCUCCGUGCCCUGCCUCGCAACCCGUACGUUGGACGAUGAAAUGCAAGUGCAGCGCAGCCCCAGCGUGGGAUGGCUCAGCAGCCCAGCCAUGACUCACAGAAACCUGACUUCCACCAGUCUGAAUGACAUCUCGGACAAGCCCGAGAAAGAUCAGCUGAAGAAUAAAUUCAUGAAGAAAUUGCCCCGUGAUGCUGAGGCUUCCAACGUGCUGGUGGGAGAGGUAGACUUCUUGGAGAGUCCUUUCAUUGCCUUCGUCCGGCUGCAGCAGGCGGUCAUGCUGGGUGCUCUGACCGAAGUCCCCGUCCCUACCCGAUUUCUCUUCAUUCUACUGGGACCGAAGGGCAAAGCAAAGUCCUAUCAUGAGAUCGGCCGAGCCAUCGCCACUCUGAUGUCAGAUGAGGUAUUCCACGACAUUGCCUAUAAAGCCAAGGACCGGCAGGACCUGAUCGCUGGCAUUGAUGAGUUUCUGGACGAAGUCAUUGUGCUCCCCCCUGGGGAAUGGGAUCCAGCCAUUAGGAUAGAGCCCCCCAAGUCUCUUCCUUCUUCAGAUAAAAGGAAAAACAUGUACUCGGGUGGAGAAAACGUACAGAUGAAUGGAGAUACGCCUCAUGAUGGAGGACACGGCGGCGGGGGCCACGGGGACUGUGAAGAACUGCAACGAACCGGCAGAUUCUGCGGUGGCUUAAUCAAAGACAUAAAGAGGAAAGCACCAUUCUUCGCCAGCGACUUCUACGACGCUUUAAAUAUUCAAGCCCUUUCAGCCGUUCUUUUCAUCUACCUGGCCACAGUGACCAACGCUAUCACUUUUGGAGGAUUGCUUGGUGACGCUACGGAAAACAUGCAGGGCGUGUUGGAGAGCUUUCUGGGCACAGCAGUCGCCGGCGCGAUAUUUUGCCUUUUUGCUGGUCAGCCACUCACAAUUUUGAGCAGCACAGGACCUGUCCUUGUCUUUGAACGGCUUCUCUUUAAUUUCAGCAAAGACAACGAUUUUGACUACCUGGAGUUUCGUCUCUGGAUCGGCCUUUGGUCAGCCUUCCAGUGUCUCAUUCUCGUCGCUACUGAUGCCAGCUUCCUGGUCAAGUACUUCACCCGAUUCACCGAAGAAGGUUUUUCCUCCCUUAUUAGCUUCAUCUUCAUUUACGAUGCUUUCAAGAAGAUGAUCAAGCUGGCAGAUCAUUACCCGAUCAACUCUGAGUUCAAGGUGGACUAUAUCACACAUUACUCUUGUGCCUGUGAACCAUUAGAUCCAGUUAAUAGCUCGUUAUUUAACAGGACAACGGUGCCGCCAGCUGAUGAGUUGUUCUAUUCCUCUACUGAGAUGUACAACACCACCGUUGACUGGUCAUCUCUGACAACGAAGGAGUGCUUGAAAUAUGGAGGACAACUUGUGGGCAACAACUGCGAAUAUGUCCCUGACAUCACCCUCAUGUCCUUCAUCCUCUUUUUUGGCACUUACACCUGCUCUAUGGCCCUGAAGAAAUUCAAGACCAGUCGCUAUUUUCCAACCACUGCCCGGAAACUCAUCAGUGACUUUGCCAUUAUCUUGUCCAUUUUGAUUUUCUGUGGAAUAGAUGCCCUGGUAGGCGUGGACACACCAAAACUACUUGUGCCAAGUGAAUUCAAGCCAACCAGUCCCGAGAGGGGUUGGUUUAUCCCACCAUUCGGAGGGAACCCGUGGUGGGUGUACCUGGCAGCAGCCAUCCCUGCACUGCUGGUGACCAUCCUCAUCUUCAUGGACCAGCAAAUCACAGCCGUCAUUGUCAACAGGAAGGAGCACAAGCUCAAGAAAGGUGCUGGAUAUCAUCUGGAUUUGUUCUGGGUGGCCAUUCUGAUGAUCGUGUGCUCCUUUAUGGGUCUGCCCUGGUAUGUUGCUGCUACCGUGAUCUCCAUUGCUCAUAUUGACAGCUUGAAGAUGGAGACGGAAACUUCAGCCCCUGGAGAACAGCCCAAGUUUUUGGGAGUGAGGGAGCAGAGAGUCACUGGAGUCAUCGUUUUCAUUCUGACCGGCGUGUCUGUCUUUAUGGCUCCCAUCCUAAAGUUCAUUCCCAUGCCCGUGCUCUACGGCGUCUUCCUCUACAUGGGCGUCGCGUCCCUCAAUGGCGUGCAGUUCAUGGAUCGUCUGAAGCUGCUCUUGAUGCCUCUAAAACACCAGCCUGACUUUAUCUACCUGCGCCACGUCCCGCUGCGCAGGGUCCAUCUGUUCACCUUCCUGCAGGUGGUGUGCCUGGCCCUCCUCUGGAUCCUCAAGUCGACCGUGGCUGCUAUCAUAUUCCCUGUCAUGAUCCUGGCACUUGUAGCAGUCAGAAAAGCCAUGGACUACCUCUUCUCCCAGCAUGACUUAAGCUUCCUUGACGACGUCAUUCCAGAAAAGGACAAGAAAAAGAAAGAGGAUGAGAAGAAGAAGAAAAAGAAGAAGGGCAGUAUGGACAGUGACAAUGAUGAUUCUGACUGCCCCUACUCAGAAAAAGUCCCAAGUAUUAAAAUACCAAUGGACAUCAUGGAGCAGGAACCUUUCCUAAGUGAUAGCAAACCUGCUGACAGAGAAAAAUCACCAACAUUCCUUGAACGCCAUACGUCGUGCUGAUACAAUUCCUUUCCUUCAGUCACACGCCAUGCCAAGGAUUCGGUCACUGGGAAGCUGUGCUAGCAGAAGUCCUGAGCACGGCAGACCACGUUAAGAACCGGCCGAGAGGCCUGGAGGGAGUCCCCACGCUUACCUUGUCUUUCUUUUUCUUCGCAGCCCUCCACGAACUCCAGUAAAAGUUGUGCCUCAAAUUAGAAUAGAACUUGAGCCUGAAGACAAUGGUUAUUUCUGGAGGAGCAAGGGAACAGAAACUACUUUGUAAUUUGUCUGUCUGUUAAAUCUUUUAUGGAAUUUAUUUUGUCACUAGCCAAAUAUUAAAAUGCUCUCUGCUCCCC
Molecule: messenger RNA, 4007 nt
Organism: Harpia harpyja (harpy eagle)
Lineage: Eukaryota; Metazoa; Chordata; Aves; Accipitriformes; Accipitridae
Gene: SLC4A4
Product: solute carrier family 4 member 4
Exons: 26
Coding region: 235-3672 (1145 amino acids)
Biological process (GO): transmembrane transport; regulation of intracellular pH; bicarbonate transport
Cellular component (GO): basolateral plasma membrane; plasma membrane
Molecular function (GO): monoatomic anion transmembrane transporter activity; sodium:bicarbonate symporter activity; solute:inorganic anion antiporter activity
Source: RefSeq, a predicted model, not a curated record